Diachasma alloeum is the source of this 1854-nucleotide messenger RNA. RefSeq lists its product as uncharacterized. The transcript has 3 exons. The coding region runs from base 1 to 1854 and encodes 617 amino acids. The record is from RefSeq and is a predicted model, not a curated record. Gene Ontology annotation, biological process: DNA integration. Lineage: Eukaryota; Metazoa; Arthropoda; Insecta; Hymenoptera; Braconidae. Gene Ontology annotation, molecular function: nucleic acid binding.
AUGGCUGCGGUGGUAUAUUUGAAGGUGACAAGUUCGGAUGGUGUGAGUGUCUCUUCAACUACUGCUAAAACCAAGGUGGCUCCUCUCAAGCAAGUCACCAUUCCGAGACUUGAACUCAACGCCGCAGUCAUGCUGGCAAAACUCAUAAGGUAUGUACGUGUUCAACUCAACUUUGAUAACGCUCCUGUGUUCCUGUGGACAGACUCAGCUGUUACCCUGGCGUUGAUCAGCUCUCAUCCCUCCCAGUGGAAGGAAUAUGUGCAUAACAGGGUAGCCAGCAUACAGGAACUGGUUCCAGGAGCGAAGUGGCGAUACAUCAGCAGUAAGGAGAAUCCUGUUGAAUACUGCUCUCAAUGGCCGAAAGAGAAUGCCAAACUGGAUCCGUCAGCGAAUCUGGAAGAGAAGCCCGGAUCCAUAUUUACCGUUUCAAUGGGCUCUACUCUGUGGGAACUCAUCACGAAGUACUCCUCUCUCUACAAAUUGCUGCGUAUGACAGCAAUUUGUCAACGUGUUGUUGCUGGGAUGAGGAGGAAACCAGGUGAAACUCUCGUGGAUCCACUCAGUCCUGAUGGCAUCGAGGCAGCUAGGCUGUCUCAUCCGUUGACCAAACUGACUGCCUUUAUAGACCAUCAAGGUGUUCUCCGAGUGGGCGGCAGAUUGAGGUUCUCUAACCUGCACCCAGAGAGUAAACAACAAGCGAUCGUCCCUAAAGAUUCCGAGCUGACUGAACUUCUCAUUACGGACUCUCAUCAGCGAACGUUGCAUGGUGGAACUCAACUCACGUUGACGCAUCUCAGCAGGUCUUACUGGAUUAUUGGAGGAAGAGCGCCAUUAAGAUCCUUCAUUCUCAAGUGCGUGGAAUGUGCCCGCCAACGUGGAGUACGUGCUCAGCAACUGAUGGGGCAGCUUCCACCGGCACGUCUGUUUCCAGGACGUGCCUUCUCUAACACUGGUGUAGAUUACGCUGGACCAGUGUCCAUCAAGACGUGGAAGGGGCGUGGUCAUAAAACCCAAAAGGGUUGGUUAGUGAUCUUCGUUUCCAUGGCCAUGUCAGCACUUCAUCUGGAAGCUGCCAUCGACUACUCUGCUGAUGAGUUCAUCGCUGCCUAUCGGAGAUUCGUGAGUCGUCGAGGUCAUUGCAGGAACCUCUUUAGUGAUUGUGGAACGAAUUUCGUUGGUCCAGACAAGGAGCAUAAGAGGUUGUUCUCUGCUGGAUCAAAGGAGUUCCAGCAUCUCUCAGCAGUUUGCCUGCAAGACGGUACUCGGUGGUCUUUCAAUCCACCUGGGGCCCCUCAUUUUGGAAGAAAAUGGGAAGUAGCGGUAAAAUCAGUGAAGUAUCAUCUCUCUCGAACGAUUCGGGAUACUGCACUGACGUUCGAGGAACUCUCUACGCUGCUUACCCAGAUUGAAGCUGUGCUCAACUCCAGACCUCUACAGGCUCUCUCUGAAGACCCCGACGACGUGUUGUGUCUCACCCCGGGGCAUUUUUUGAUUGGAGAAGCUCCAAUAGCUCUACCGGAAUCUUCACUGGACCAUCUCAACGUUGGACGGCUCUCAAGAUGGCAACUGAUUCAGCAGAGGCUGCAGUAUUUCUGGAAGCAGUGGUCUACAGGAUACCUGCAGCAGCUUCAGUCCAUCUCCAAGUGGCAUCAUCCGUCCAACGAUAUUCGCAUCGGCUCUGUGUUUGUGCUCUCCGAUGAGAGGUUCCCGCCAGCGAAGUGGCCUCUAGCUCGGGUCACAGCUCAACACCCUGGGAAGCAUGGUCUCUCCAGAGUUGUGACCAUCAGGACAGCAACGACGACAUUGAUUCAGCCGAUCUCCAAGCUGGUUUCGUUGCCAAUCUCUACCAGCUGA